This is a messenger RNA of Talaromyces proteolyticus, 2910 nucleotides long. RefSeq names its product aconitate hydratase. Gene Ontology annotation, cellular component: mitochondrion; cytosol. The record is from RefSeq and is a predicted model, not a curated record. Gene Ontology annotation, biological process: tricarboxylic acid cycle. The transcript is spliced from 5 exons. The coding region runs from base 250 to 2529 and encodes 759 amino acids. Lineage: Eukaryota; Fungi; Ascomycota; Eurotiomycetes; Eurotiales; Trichocomaceae. Gene Ontology annotation, molecular function: 4 iron, 4 sulfur cluster binding; aconitate hydratase activity.
CGCAUUACAAGUUGGAACAAUGUAUGAUGACUAUCGAUUAAAUCAAAAUCAACGUGAACAAAAUAGUGGUGUUUGCUCGUAUUCACAGGCGUCCUUUUUUCUGAACCCAGGCAAAAAUGCAUAAUAUUAUGGCCUGAUUGUUCAUUCCGAUACAAUUAGGAUGCAGUGCUUAUUAUGGCUCACCUCGGGGAAACAGCGGUCUUAUGUCACUGGCCUCAGGCGAUUUGCUACUCAACAACAUAAUUCAGUAUGCGAGGCCUAUGCCUUAACUAUCAAAGCGCUCUUCUAACUUCUUGCCCGGGCGUAAAGAUCUUCCGAGUCAAUUAUGCCCAACAAUUGCACAACUUAGACCUGGUGAAACGGGGAUCAAAAAGGCCAUUAACGCUGACCGAGAAACUGCUAUAUAGCCACCUUAUUCCAUCCGAAAACAAAAAAUGGGAAUUGGAGAGUAUUCAACGUGGUGAAACUGUUCUUCAAUUACGGCCCGAUCACGUCGCCUGUCACGAUGCAACUGCAACCAUGGCGCUGUUACAAUUCAUUAGCGCGGGUCUUUCGCGAGUAUCAGUACCAACAACAGUGCAUAGUGACCAUUUAAUCAUCUCCGAAAAUGGUGCAGAUGAGGAUAUGCGCCGGGCCCUUCGUGAACAUACCGAGGUGUAUGACUUUCUAAGCAGUGCUUCUAAAAAGUAUGGUAUUGGGUUCUGGAAACCGGGGUCUGGCAUCAUACACACUGUCAUAUUUGAAAAUUAUGCUAUUCCCGGCGGGUUACUAAUUGGUGGUUCAGGGAUGCUGGGAGUUGGAGUCGGGGGAGCAGAUGCGGUGGAUGCCAUGUCAGGCAUGCCAUGGGAACUAGUUGCACCCAAAGUUGUCGGAGUCCACCUUACUGGUCAACUGUCAGGAUGGACCUCAACAAAGGAUAUUAUCUGUAAGCUUGCGGGCAAAGGUAGGGUCAUUGAAUUUUUCGGGCCAGGCUGUCAGACUUUAGGAGCAACUGCGAUGGCCACUAUUUGCAAUAUGUCCGCGGAGAUUGGAUCAACUUCUUGUAUAUUUUCCUACUCGGAGGCCAUGAGCCGCUACCUUAACAGUACUCGACGAGCAGAAGCAGUUAGCAGAGCAAAUGAUGUCUAUACUACCCUCCUGACUGCAGAUGAAGGCUCAGAUAGGUAUUACGAUGAUGUUAUCGAGCUAGAUUUAGACUCCCUAGAGCCCCACAUCAAUGGUCCUUAUACUCCAGAUCUCGCACAUCCUAUUUCACAAUUCAAGAAUGCGAUAUCUCUCCAAGACUGGCCUAAAGAGUUGAGUCAUGCCAUGGUUGGUAGCUGCACAAAUAGCUCUUAUGAAGAUCUCGAUAAAGUUCGCCAAAUUGUAUCACAAGCCCGGGCUGUUGGGUUGUCCAAAUUCAAAACCCCUUUCAUGGUCUCCCCGGGAAGUGAGCAGAUCCGCGCGACGGCUGAAAUAGAUGGAAUACUCCAGGAGCUGAGAGACGCAGGAGCACUCAUUCUUAGCAGCUCAUGUGGACCCUGUGUGGGUUCUUGGGAUCGAAAGGAUGUCGAUGUCCGUGGGAAAGAAAAGAACUCAGUUCUUUCAAGCUUCAAUCGGAAUUUCAUAGGUCGUCAUGACAGCAACCCAGCAACACAUUCAUUUGUGACCUCCCCUGAGCUGGUUACUGCAUUCGCAUAUGUGGGGCGUCUUGACUUCAACCCGUUAACAGACAGCGUGGUAGUAGAUGAAGUGUCAUCCAAAAGCAUUCGAUUCAAUCAUCCAGUUGGCAAAGAACUUCCGCCUCAGUUCAAAAGUGGCGUUGACACAUAUCAAGAGCCUUUAGCAGACAGUGAAUCAAUGAUUGUGACAAUUUCUCCCGAUUCUGAUCGACUUCAACUCCUUCAGCCUUUCCACGCAUGGCAAGCUGGAUGCACAGGGAAAUUGGAACUCCUUAUCAAAGUCCAAGGGAAAUGCACAACGGAUCACAUUUCUCCUGCGGGACCGUGGUACAAAUACCGUGGCCAUCUAGAAAACAUCAGUAAUAAUAUGUUAACUGCUGCCACAAACGCAUUUCUGCCAAGCGAUAGCCCUCAAAUGCUCGGACAUACACGGCAUCCCCUGACUUCCCAAAUUCAAGCGGUUCCCGAAGUCGCUCGUGACUUAAAACAGCGCCAAGUUCAGUGGUGUAUUGUUGGGGACUAUAAUUAUGGUGAAGGCAGCUCGCGUGAGCAUGCGGCCUUGGAGCCUCGCUACCUCGGCGGCAUAGUCAUCAUUGCCCGCUCAUUUGCCCGCAUUCAUGAGACGAAUUUGAAAAAGCAGGGAAUGCUUCCGUUGACAUUCAGCGAUCCUACCGAUUAUGAUCAUGUUCAGGACGGUGAUAGCAUUACAUUAACUGGUGUUGAAGACGGUGAAUUACAGCCAGGCUCACAGAUUACGAUGCAGCCCUGGGUGGCAAAGUUGAAUCAUAGCUAUCAUGCUGGUCAAAUACCUUGGCUUCGAUCGGGUAGUGCAUUAAACUAUAUCAAGGCUACCACAUUGGCUAGAUGAGAUUAGAAACGGGGUUUAGAGAUCUUAAGAGCUUAGCACCCUUAUGAGUAUGUACGUAUACACACUUUAUGGAAAGUCAAGUCCUAAAUUUUUAGGAUAUGGGUUGACUUCAAUAUGAUGGGCGUUAACUUGUUCAAAUGUUAGCUUAUUGUUUUCUCAGCAUGUUAAUUGUUUUCUGGCAACUGGCUAAGUAUUAAGUCAUACAGUUACUAGAUUUUAUACCAUUGAAGACUCAGUAGCUCAUGGAGCAAAACAUUAUUAAAUAACCUACGCCUUUAGGUAAUAUAUCUUAACGCAUAUGUAUAUUGAUGCAAAUGCUCGUAUACGUUGAAGUAUUUACCUCCAACUCAAUGAUACCAGAUAGGUUACAUUGCAUGACAG